Molecule: messenger RNA, 855 nt
Organism: Penicillium argentinense
Lineage: Eukaryota; Fungi; Ascomycota; Eurotiomycetes; Eurotiales; Aspergillaceae
Gene: coq4
Product: ubiquinone biosynthesis protein COQ4
Exons: 2
Coding region: 1-855 (284 amino acids)
Biological process (GO): ubiquinone biosynthetic process
Cellular component (GO): mitochondrial inner membrane; mitochondrion
Source: RefSeq, a predicted model, not a curated record
AUGUCGCUGCUCGGGAGGCGCGGAGCUCAGGGGCUUCGGUCUCUUACUUCUCCUUCCACCUCUGGUGCUCUACGACCAUUCUCCGUCCUCAACCGCCCCAAGCCAAAUUAUCCCGGCCAUGUUCCACUGACGACUAUUGAGCGCGGCGCUCUCGCUGUGGGCUCCGCGUUGGGCUCUCUCGUCAAUCCCCGAAGAGCAGACCUAAUUGCAGCCCUCGGCGAAGCAACCGCAACCCCAUACUUCAUUUACCGGCUCCGCAACGCCAUGCUCUCCGACCCAACAGGCCGGCGCAUCCUCCGCGAUCGCCCCCGCAUCACCUCCCAAACCCUCAGCAUGGCCCAUCUCCGCACUCUCCCCGAGAACUCCGUCGGCCGCACCUACGCCGCAUGGCUCGAUCGUGAAGGCGUCUCUCCCGACACCAGAGAUAACGUCCAAUACAUCGACGACGAGGAGUGCGCCUACGUCAUGCAACGGUACCGCGAGUGCCACGACUUCUACCAUGCUGUGACGGGACUGCCGAUCUUCGUUGAAGGCGAAUUGGCAUUGAAGGCGCUGGAGUUCUUGAAUACGCUCUUGCCUAUGACGGGGCUGAGUCUGUUUGCGUUUGUGCGGAUGAAGCCGGCGGAGAAGGAGCGGUUUUUAUCGUUGCAUUUGCCUUGGGCUGUGAGGAGUGGGUUGGGGAGUAAGGAGUUGAUUAACGUUUAUUGGGAGGAGGUUUUAGAGAAGGAUGUUGAUGAGCUGCGGGCCGAAUUGAAUAUUGAGCGUCCACCUGAUCUUAGGGAGAUUCGGAAGAUGAUUCGGAGGCAGCAGAAGGAGCAGAAAGAGAAGGAGAAGCAGCAGCAAAUGAUGGGUUGA